Molecule: messenger RNA, 2110 nt
Organism: Hyalella azteca
Lineage: Eukaryota; Metazoa; Arthropoda; Malacostraca; Amphipoda; Hyalellidae
Product: glutathione synthetase
Exons: 12
Coding region: 161-2110 (649 amino acids)
Biological process (GO): glutathione biosynthetic process
Cellular component (GO): cytosol
Molecular function (GO): glutathione synthase activity; ATP binding; glutathione binding
Source: RefSeq, a predicted model, not a curated record
AGAAGGUAAACAAAUGCUAAUUUUUUGUAACUAAAAUUUAUGUGCAGUAUUUGUUUUGAUCCUAGCAACAUAAAGUAAAGAAAAGUGUUGAUUAUUAGUGGUUUAUAUAUAUAUUGUGUAAAAUCAUUGUGUAGUUUGCAUCCAAGACAAAGCAGUCAUAAUGAGUUCGCCAAAGGAGCUGCAAGAGACCAGGUGCUGUAACCAGGAAGGCUGUGAAAACACCUGCAAACCUGCGGAGACUGCAAGCAAGAUCCCCUACAGCAGCAUCCCCCUCCCUCUUUCUGAGCCGCUGCUGCAACAGCUUGCUGCGGAUGCCAAAGAUUAUGCUUUAUUACACGGGGCUGGCAUGCGCUACAAAGACAGCUUCUCAACGGACACCCUCUCCAUGGCACCGUUCUUCCUGCUGCCGACUCCUUUCCCCCGGCGCGAGUUUGAGAAAGUCUACAAGCUGCAGCCACUCAUCAAUACACUCAUGCACAGAGUGGCUCACUCACAUGACUUUCUGCAGAGAUCUCUUGUCAACACCAUCAAAGUGGAUGACUUCACCCGUCGGCUGUGGGAGCUGUACAUGACAGUGAGGGAGGAGGGUGUUGCCCAGCCUGUGAGCCUGGCGCUGCUGCGCUCAGAUGUCAUGCUGAACGAGUGCAGGCCGGGCUGCUGUGCCCUCUGCCUCGUGCCGCCCUAUGUCAUGAACCAGCAGGUCGAGAUCAACACCAUAGCUGCCGGCUUUGGCCACUUGGGCCCCGUGUCUGCCAGGAUACACAAGCUGAUAAAGUUGUCAACUAUUUAUGAUUGUACGGCCCCUGGUCAGCCAGUGUCUCUGGCGCUGAUACGAUGUGAUGUGCUACUGGAUGCUCCUCCCUGUAAUGAGAAUACCUCUGGAAGCAAAUUAAGUGAAGGGUCUGGGCCCCAAGAGGGUGAAGGCACCCACAGCCCUGAGGAUGACCUGCGGAAGUUGUGCUGCGCUGCACCCAAGCAGGUGGAGGUGAACACGAUCGCCUCCAGCUUUGGGGCUCUUGCUGUACAUCUUGGCCAUCUCCACAAGUAUGUGCUGACGCUCCUUGGGCGACAUGACCUCAUACCUAAUUUACCAGAGAACCAGGCACUGGAGCAGCUGUGUGGUGGCAUGGUAGCUGCCUGGGAGCACUACAACAACCCUAAGGCGGCCGUCAUGUUCGUCGUGGAGCAGGUUACCUACAACAUCUGCGACCAGCGCUACCACGAGUACGAGCUCCUGCGUCAGCGCCCCCGCCUGCAGGUCAUCAGGAGGACCCUACAGCAGGUGGCUGACCAGGGGCGCCUUGACGACCAACGGCGCCUCUUCGUGGGCGGCGUGGAGGUGGGGGUGGUGUACUACAGGUGGGGGUACGACCCCAGCGCGUACCCCGGGGAGGGGGAGUGGGGGGCGCGCCUCCUCAUCGAGCGCAGCCUCGCCAUCAAGUGCCCCUCCAUCCAGUACCACCUGGCGGGCACCAAGAAGGUGCGUGUACCACCUGGUCCAUACGGGGUCCUGGUGGUGUCCUUACAGGGUCCUGGUGGAGUCCUUACGGGGCCCUGGUGGGGUCCUUACAGGAUCUUGGUGGGGUCCUUACGAGGUCCUGGUGGGGUCCUUAUGGGGUCCUGGUGGGGUCCUUACAAGGUCCUGGUGGGGUCCUUAUGGAGUCCUUACGAGGUCCUGGUGGGACGCUGCAGGAGCUGGGGAGAGGAGGGGGACGCGUCGGUGGCCCGGGCCCUGAGUGACCCCCACGGCUACGUCCUCAAGCCCCAGCGGGAGGGCGGCGGCAACAACGUCUACGGUCCUUACGGGGUCCUGGUGGGGUCCUUACGGGGUCCUGGUGGGGUCCUUAUGGGGUCCUGGUGGGGUCCAUACGGGCUCCUGGUGGGGUCCUUACGGGGCCCUGGUGGGGUCCUUACGAGGUCCUGGUGGGGUCCAUAUGGGGUCCUGGUGGGGUCCUUACGGGGUCCUGGUGGGGUUCUUACGGGGUCCUGGCGAGGUCCUGGUGGGGUCCUUAGGGGUCCUGGCGGGUUACUUAUGGAGGCCUGGCACGGUCCUUACGGGGUCCUGGUGGGGUCCUGGUGGUGUCCUUACGAGGUCCUGGUGGGGCCCUGA